Molecule: messenger RNA, 828 nt
Organism: Eutrema salsugineum
Lineage: Eukaryota; Viridiplantae; Streptophyta; Magnoliopsida; Brassicales; Brassicaceae
Exons: 2
Coding region: 37-828 (263 amino acids)
Source: RefSeq, a predicted model, not a curated record
UUCUCGAUCCUUGGAUUCCAUUCAAGUUCAACUUCAAUGGGCAAACCCGAGAGGAAAGCGAGAGAGAGAGUCUGCUCUUCGUCUUCUUAUUUUCUUCGUUGUUUUGGGAUCUGCCGGAAAAUACACGUAGACAAACCGAUGGUAGAAAUUGGCCAAGAGAAGAAGAAGAAGAAGACGAGAAGUCGUUGGUUCUCGCGAGCGACAAAAUUUCGUUUUAAGAACGGCGAGAUCACAACGACAACGAUCUACGAGACGCAGAAACAGAACCUGACUAUUGAAGAUGAUAAGCAAAAUCUGUUUCAGGUGAUACGUCAAGUUACUGAUCGGAAGAAUAACGUUGCCGUUGGACAGGAAACUAAAGAGAAAGACACUAACGAAGUAAGAGACAUAAACCCGGAUCCACUGAGUUUCUCAGGAUACUACACAUGUCACGAUGUACGGGCGUGGACUACAGUUCAUGGCGGGAAACUCGACCCGGUUAAAACCGUCGGGUUCGGGUCAAAGCCGAAGGAGUCGAAGGAAAAGAAGUCGUCACUGGUCAGGAAAGUGUCGCGGGUUGACCCGGUAAUCGGGAUAAUAAUCAUAAUGCUAACGCUAAUGAUAAUGUUGAUGUGGGGACGUUUGUGCGCGAUUCUUUGUACAUCCACUUGGUGUUACUUUCUUCCUCGUCUCAAAGAAGCUGCGAUUGCGGCCAAACGCAAACGCAGUGGUGGCGGCAAAGCGAAUGGUGUAUCGUUUCCGGGUGAUUUGGAUUUGAACUCCGAGGCCUAUAAGAAAAAAGUCGUUUUGGAAGGAUUUCUUGUUCGGCAACACCGCGUUUCACUGUGA